Molecule: messenger RNA, 1554 nt
Organism: Brettanomyces nanus
Lineage: Eukaryota; Fungi; Ascomycota; Pichiomycetes; Pichiales; Pichiaceae
Exons: 1
Coding region: 1-1554 (517 amino acids)
Biological process (GO): DNA replication, synthesis of primer
Cellular component (GO): alpha DNA polymerase:primase complex
Source: RefSeq, a predicted model, not a curated record
AUGUUCAGAAAGGUUAGAAGAAGAACAGAUGGUCGAAGAAACUUUGACUCAAAUCCCAGCAAAGGCUUUACUGAUGAUUUGAGUCGAUAUCCGCGUCGACUAACAUUCUAUCGUAUGCCACCGUUGGAGGAAAUCACUUUAGAGGAGUUUGAAACUUGGGCUAUUGACAGGCUCAAAGUGUUGCUUGAAAUUGAAUCGUGUCAAAGCCGUGGCAAGAAGUUUAAGGAGACGAGCUCCAUUGUGACGCCGAUCUUGAGCAAGCUAUUACCAUUGAAUCCACCGAGUAAAGAGUCUUCCUCGUUGUAUCAGGAAAGGAAGAAAGACCACUAUUCUCACUUUAUUUUGAGACUAGCAUUUUGUCGGUCAGAUGAGUUACGUCGCAGAUUUGUCAAGGCUGAAACUGCACUAUUCAAAAUUCGAUACCAACAGCUCGGUCUGCAAGAGCAGAGAGAAUUCGUGGAUAGCAUCGACUUACCAUGGGAGGAAGUCAGUGAAGGAGAAAGAGAGCAGUUCAGAGAUCAGCUUUUAAGUUGCUCAUAUAAUGCUAUUAGAUCUACUCUCAUGCAAACAGUGGAUUACCAAAGAACCCAGCAUGUGACGGAUCAACAGAUUUCGGCUUAUCUGGAUACUGUAAAGUUUUAUAGGCUUCCCUUUGAAUACGUGCCCGAGUUGGUUUCUACUCGUCAGUCAUUUCUACAUUUGGGAUACGCUUAUGUGGGAGAGUUUCAGCGAUUGUCGUUGAUAGCCACCGAGUUCUCGAACUUCCUUAUGGAGCAGUUACAAGCAACAAUGAAGGCUUUACCAACUUUGGAUGAAGACGAUCGUCUUGUCCCCGUUUUAAACAACCUUUCCAAGGGAUAUGUGGCUAUUGAUUACAAGUUGAAUGGGUAUGGAGUAGGAGAAGGAGAUGGUAGUGAUAGCAAUGACAUGAUUAAUGCUGGUAACGUGGGCCAAUUCGUACAAGAUUUUCCUCUAUGCAUGCAGAUAUUGAUGGAAGGAGUUCAACAGAACCACCAUUUACGAUACAGCGGUCGUCAGCAAUUAUCGCUCUUCCUGAAGGGUAUUGGGCUGAAUGCAGAGGAGGCACUGAAAUUCUGGCAGCAACAAUUCACUGCCAUGGGACCGGGAUCUAUGAGUGUAGAAAAAUUCAACAAGGAUUAUAGAUACAGUUUCCGUCACAACUAUGGAUUGGAAGGUGGUCACAUCCACUAUAAGCCCUGGGAUUGUCGAACAAUUAUAUCCAAACCGGGACCUACGAAAAAUGAGUAUCACGGAUGCCCCUACAGAGAUCUACAUCGGGAUGAGUUGAGCACGCGAUUACAACAGCUCGGAUUAGAAGACGAUACACGACUAGGAGAGGUUCUUGAACUAAGCGAGAGAGGAGAGUACCAGACAGCCUGUACUAAAGUGUUCGAACUUGUUAACAGAGAACGUAUAGACAGCUGCCUCAAGCAGGGAGUCAAAGUGGAUGAGAGCUCUAUAGUACAUCCUAACCAGUACUUUGAUCGGAAUCGGUACCUUGACGAGCAUACAGAGCCAACCAAAACUAAGUAA